AUGUCGCGGCCGCGAAUUUUGCGCGUUCCGCGAAAAAUUGGCGAUCGCGCCGCGUUCGCUCUUCGAAUCACGUCGCGUUCGCGGUUAAGAUCACAUCGCGUUCGCGAUUCAAAACAAAUCGCGUCAUGUUCGCGAUUUAAAUCAGAUUGUAUCGCGUUCGCGUUCUGGGACGCUACACAUUCGCGAUCCAAAUCGCGUCAGACGAAAUUGCAUCGCGUUCGCGGUUCAGAUCAGAUUGUAUCACGUUCCUGGCUGGGAUCGCGUCGCGUUCGCGACUCAGAUAAAAUAAAAGCAUAA
Didymodactylos carnosus is the source of this 297-nucleotide messenger RNA. Lineage: Eukaryota; Metazoa; Rotifera; Eurotatoria; Philodinida; Philodinidae. The record is from the annotation of a GenBank genome assembly.